UUGUCUACUCUUUAAAUCUAGAAAAUGAGCCAGCUCGUCAUUUGAAAAAGCCUUCUAAACGCACAUUUGUCGUGGUCACGUUAGUCGCGAUAAUUACGGUCUUAAAAAGUACCGCGAUAUUUUCCUAGUUUUUAUUUCAUCCAGAGUAGUAGUACUCUAUACAUAUAAUUUCAAAUUUGUAUGAAAUUUUUACUUCGAUUGAUAAGCGUAAUAUUUACUCGUUUUCUUAAAUAUUUCGUUGAACAAUGAAUUUUGUAUUUUGUAAACAAAUUUAACCGUAUCGGUAGCUUUAUGUCAUUUACAUUUGUACUUCACCGACGAAUCCCAUGAGAACAGAUUUUAAGUAUGUUGUCAACUAUAUAAACAUGUAGUCAUUUAGCCAAAUUUCUUCUUUUAUUAACGUAACAAUGGUUAAGAAGGACGUAGUUAGAAUUUUCAGAAUAUGAAGCUUCAAUAGAUAAAGCCAAGCAACAUGUUGUGAAUUAUUAUACUAUAUGGUACGAGUAUUUUACGAGCAAUGGAGACAGAGGAAAUUUAUAGCCUUACACUUGCUCCACCCGUUAUAUCAAGAUUUGCAGUUCAGUGGUCUCAAGACAAUCAUGUAUCGAUCAUUACAGAGAAGGGAAUUCAUAUUCUUGAAUUAAUACCUACGCCAACGUCUCCUCAUUCGAUUAUAAAAUUUUCUCGAUCUUUUGUUUAUUCACCAACAACUUAUCCAACAGAAGUUGUAAUAAAUAAAGUAGAAUCUAAAAUCUGGAACAUGGACCGUGAAGAUCUUUAUUCAUUUUUAAUAGAAGAGAGUCUAACUCCAAAAAUGUCUAACGUUAAGGACAUGAUACCGAAAAUAGUUGAUUUAACGUGGUCACCAGAAAAUCUAAUACAUCCAGGCAAAUGCUGUCUUGGAAUUUUAACAUCGACGGGUGCUUGUACAGUUAUCCACAAAAUUUCGACAGAUUGGUAUCCCGCGCAUGACUUAUCCUCUAUACGCUAUAGAGCUGUAGAGAAUGAAAUUAAUACAAAGCUAGAAAAUAUUAACGGUAAUAAUGAUUCGUGUCUAACAAUAAAAGAUUGCAUUAACAUGCUAUAUGCUUCUUGCAUGACUUGGAGCAUACUCUUUGUAGAUCAUGCGUAUCUUUCUGUUGCUUAUCGCAAUGGAGAUAUAGUUAUUUAUAAAAUUUUUAAAAUAUCGGAUUGUGAUAAAAUACCAGAACCUAAAAUUGCGGGUACAAUACGACUAAAUGAAAAUGUUAAAAUAAAUGCUUUGCAUUGGAUUACAAUUAACACAGAAGAACAUAUGAUUAUUGUUGGAUACUUCGAUGGACGCAUUUAUGGUCUUAGAAUUAAAAGUCACAACGAAGUAGUUGAACUUGAAUCGGUUGACAAAUAUUACGAUUAUGCAGAUCGCAUUCCCGUUAGCGCUAUAAGAACAUUUCCUCGAGUUAAUUCAAUUAUAAAAGUUCUUAUUUCAAAAGGAACUUUCGUCUUUUUAUUACAUUUUACGAUGAAAAGAACAUUAAUGAGUAUAGAAAAUGUACAAUUAGAAGGAUUCAUGAUUUCAGGAGUAACUUGUAUAAGUGCAGAUUACGCACUAGUUACAACAGAAAAUAGUUCGAUGUUUGGAAUUGAUACACAAGAAAAUAAAUUAUCGAAAAUCGAAGUAAAAAAUGGAUUGCAACAAGCUCAUGUACGAUAUCUGGGUCUAGCUCACUCUUUAAGUUACGUAAUAUUUGUAAAUGUAACUUCUCCAAAUAGUUUAUACGACCAUUUAAUACUAAAAGAACCAAGCAAGAUAUGUAUGUUUGGCUUAAAAGGUGAACAUUGGGAUCCAUCUUUUAUAAUAAACAAAAGCGAAGGAGUGAAGUUCGAACAAUUAUGGGACUGUUUAGAAGUAAUUAGGAUGAAAGCAACUAAAGCAGCGGAACCUUCAACUGUAUUGCCAAAAGUACCAUCUAAUUUGGAAUGUUUGUCUUUACACGAGUUACGAAUAGCAAUGUGGGUAUCGGUGAUAAUAGAAAUUUGCGAGAAGAAAAAAGUAAUUCAAGGAAUAGGAAGUAUAGCAGGAGAAAUAUCGGAAGUACAACCUUUAAUUUUUGUCCACACUGCGUGUAAUUAUCUCGAAUGUCUUGUAAAUAAAUCCUCACUGCUCGAAGAAGAGAAACUCUCUGUAAACUUAUUAAGAAUGUACUUGGAAGUGUACCUAGCAGGAGAAGAAAACGAAGAACCAACUCUGCUUUCAAAGCGUGUUAAAGAUGUUUUACAAAAACUAUCGCAAUUUAGUUCGAUCGGUGUCGAGACUUGUAAUUUGUGCGGUGAAAUAAUAAACGAUCUUUCUUGGAAAGUAACAAAAUGUCUGCAGGGCCAUAUACUACCUAGAUGUGCUAUUACUCUUUUACAAAUAACUACAGUGCGAUAUAGGAUGUGUCAUGUAUGUGAUUUAAUCUUUCAUCCUUGUUUAGAUCACGAAUUCGAAGAAACAAGGUGUCUUUUUUGUGAUAUACCCGUGCUUCAGGAUAAUCGGGUAUUAAGCUCGAAAUCUUUCGUCUCUAUAGAGAAGAGUUUGUCUAGACCACAAAAUUUUAUUUUCGAGACAUUGGAAGAUCGAGAAACUGAGGUAAUCGCUGAUGAAUCUUAAGAUAAAUCAUCUCACCUCAGGCAAAAAUAUACAUAUAUAUGCAUUUUUAAAUUUAAAAGUGACUUUAUUUGUAUGUAUAAAAACUUUACAAUGUUACACACACGUACAAAUGCGAUUACGAAGCGUUAUAUAAUUUAUGUAAAAUAUUGAUGUAAAGGACUGUAUGAAAAUAAUGCUACUUUUAUAUAUAACUCAAAAUAAAAUAUUUAAUUUAAAAAUAAAUGCAAACUCCAUAAGGUUGAAUACGUACGUUACCGUUUUCAUUUUUGGCGGGCUGCGCAUGUCGCAUGCAUGAAAAGAGCACUUAUUUAAAAACACUUUUUUAAACCAAUAAAUGUUACAAACACGUAGACUUGUAGAGACUUGUAUGUGUAUUGCACGCGUCGCUGUCAAUUUAAAGCCAUUUAACAAAUGUAAAUAAAUAAAUUUAAAAAACUAAUACAAUUACACGUAUAAAGAGACACUGUAAGCGAGAUCAAGCAUGAC
This is a messenger RNA of Hylaeus anthracinus, 3118 nucleotides long. RefSeq lists its product as uncharacterized. Gene Ontology annotation, cellular component: transcription factor TFIIIC complex. Lineage: Eukaryota; Metazoa; Arthropoda; Insecta; Hymenoptera; Colletidae. Gene Ontology annotation, molecular function: histone acetyltransferase activity; protein binding. Gene Ontology annotation, biological process: transcription initiation at RNA polymerase III promoter. The coding region runs from base 518 to 2632 and encodes 704 amino acids. The transcript is spliced from 4 exons. The record is from RefSeq and is a predicted model, not a curated record.